CCCCGCGGGAGAGCGCGGCCGCGCCGGGGGAGGAGCUUCCGGGGCAGAGGGCGAGCAAGAUGGCGGCGCCCAUGGAGCUGUUCUGCUGGUCCGGCGGCUGGGGGCUCCCGUCGGUGGACCUGGAUAGCCUAACAGUACUGACCUAUGCCAGAUUCACUGGUGUUCCUCUCAAGGUGCACAAGAUCACUAACCCCUGGAGGAGCCCUUCAGGAAGUCUGCCUGCCCUUCGGACCAGUAAUGGAGAGGUCAUCUCUGUGCCACACAGAAUCAUCACCCAACUUCGAAAAGAGAAGUACAACGCUGAUUAUGACCUGUCAGCCCGACAAGGAGCAGACACAUUGGCUUUCAUGUCUCUGCUGGAGGAGAAGCUACUUCCAGUGCUGAUACACACUUUCUGGGUGGACACCAAGAACUAUGUGGAGGUGACCCGGAAGUGGUAUGCAGAGGCCAUGCCCUUUCCCCUCAACUUCUUCUUGCCUGGCCACAUGCAGCGGCAGCACAUGGAGCGGCUGCAGCUUCUGUGUGGAGAGCAGAGACCUGAGAGCGAGGAGGAGCUGGAGAAGGAGCUGUACCAGGAGGCCCGGGAAUGUCUGACCCUUCUCUCUCAGCGCCUGGGCACUCAGAAAUUCUUCUUUGGUGAUGCCCCUGCCUCCCUGGAUGCCUUCGUCUUCAGCUACCUGGCCUUGCUGCUUCAAGCCAAACUGCCCAGUGGAAAGCUGCAAGCCCACCUGCGGGGCCUUCACAACCUCUGCACCUACUGUUCCCACAUCCUCAGCCUCUACUUCCCCUGGGAUGGAGCUGAGGCAUCACCUCCACAUCAGACACCAGCAGCCCCAGAGACAGAGGAUGAGCCAUACCGGCGUCGGAACCAGGUCCUAUCAGUGCUGGCAGGACUGGUGGCCAUGGUGGGCUAUGCCCUGCUCAGCGGCAUUGUCUCAAUCCAGAGGACGUCACCAGCACGGGGUCUGGGCACACGGGCUCUGGGCAUGGCUGAGGAGGAGGACGAGGAGUGAGCUCUCCUCCAGCUGCCAGGACUGAUUUUUCUACUGCCAUGCAUUCCAGAGGUCCCUGCGUCUCCCCACUGUGACAUAUUUGGAAAUGGGGUGCCACUCCAGAAUAAACCUGCUCACGCUGA
Molecule: messenger RNA, 1135 nt
Organism: Erinaceus europaeus (western European hedgehog)
Lineage: Eukaryota; Metazoa; Chordata; Mammalia; Eulipotyphla; Erinaceidae
Gene: MTX1
Product: metaxin 1
Exons: 8
Coding region: 60-1013 (317 amino acids)
Biological process (GO): mitochondrion organization
Cellular component (GO): SAM complex
Source: RefSeq, a predicted model, not a curated record